CUUAACUUUUCUAACAUAUUAUUCCCUCCUUCAGGCCUGGCAGCAUGGCAGAGAGAGAGGCCGUUUGGUAUUGUGAACGGUAUGGGAAAGCCUGCCCCCUCACUCUGAUUGGCUGCUCUGAGUCUCGUCCACUCUGCAUUGGUGUCGGUGUGCCCCACUGACAGUCGCUGCUGUCUUUUGGCGCAAGUAACAAGGUGAAAAUGAUUACAAAGUUGCAAAGCUGCGCCUACAAUUAAUCAUCGACUGGCGCCGACAGCUCCACACACACACACACACACACACACACACACACACGAGGGCGUUUCUACAAGAAUCAAUGGUCGUUGGACAGUGAAACUAGUUUGUAUCGUGUAUUCCCCGAUCCAGGUACAUUGUUGUUCGUCGUUUCCCGUGAACGCGCCGGUAGCUGAUGUCAUUGGAACAGGUGCGCGAAACCCAAGUUCACAACAGUCGCCCUGGAUCGCGAGAGAUUACACACGGAUAAAGCGCUUGUUUGGAUCGUCUGCAGACGAUAUUGAGCGACAGUUCUCGGUGAGCAUUAAGGUCUACAAUAGAUUUUGUUAUGGCAAUGAAGAGCCCCUUUACCUUCGUGUGAGCUCGUGAUUCAAUUCCAAUGUCUGUACGUGAAUUUUGACUGAAACAUCCAGGGAAUAUAUUUUUCAAGGACCGAGCGAUGCCGAGUCGCAAGUUUUAAAACGUUUCUAUUUCACCAAGACAUGGGAAUGAAGUCGCUUUGCUGUACUGCGCUUUAAACGCGUUUGCAUGAGGAAAUAACCUGCUUUUCUGUAUUUUAUUAAAAGACUCGUUUACGAAAGAGAUUAAUCAUGUCCAAGACGCUGAAAAAGAAGAAACAUUGGUCCAGUAAAGUGCAGGAAUGCGCUGUUUCGUGGGGUAACGCCGAGGAGCUCAGCAACGUGCUGGAGAUACGCGGGGGAGCCGAGCACGGAGAGUUCCCGCACCUGGGACAGGUGUUGCCGGACGCGUUAGUGUGCCAUGUCGGCAGGCUACCUGGUCCCGGAGAUGUGCUUCUGGAGGUAAACGGCACGCCUGUCAGCGGAUUGACAAACAGAGACACCCUCGCCGUCGUCCGCCACUUUCGUGAACCCCUCCGCCUGAAGACCGUAAAGCCAGGUAAAGUGUUGAACACGGAUCUGCGUCAUUACCUCAGCCUGCAGUUCCAGAAAGGCUCUUUGGACCACAAGCUCCAGCAGGUGAUCAGAGAUAAUCUGUACCUGCGCACCAUUCCCUGUACCACGAGGCAGCCUCGCGAAGGGGAGGUUCCAGGAGUGGACUAUAAUUUCAUCAGCGUGGGGGAGUUUCGUGUGCUGGAGGAGAGCGGUCUGCUACUGGAGAGUGGAACAUAUGAUGGUAAUUACUAUGGCACUCCAAAGCCACCUGCAGAGCCCAGUCCAGUGCAGCCCGACCUGGUGGACCAGGUUCUGUUUGACGAGGAGUUUGACGCAGAGGUCCAGCGCAAACGCACCACGUCUGUCAGCAAAAUGGAUAGAAAGGACAGCACAGCUCCUGAGGAAGAGGAGGAGGAUGAGAGGCCACCCAUGGUCAAUGGGCUAACAGAACACAAGGAGGGACCGGAGUGGAGGAAAGCUGUGCCCAGCUACACACAGUCCAGCAGCAGCAUGGACUUCCGCAACUGGAACACGCUGCCACAUGAUGAAAGCCAGGAGCCUCUGCCCAAGCACUGGGAGAUGGCCUAUACAGAGACGGGCAUGGUCUACUUUAUAGAUCAUAAUACCAAGACCACGACCUGGCUCGAUCCACGACUGGCAAAGAAAGCCAAGCCUCCUGAAAAAUGUGAGGAAGGAGAGCUUCCAUAUGGCUGGGAGAAGAUUGAGGACCCGCAGUACGGGACUUAUUAUGUGGACCACAUCAACCAGAAGACUCAGUUUGAGAAUCCAGUGCAGGAAGCCAAGAAGAAACUCAGCCAGGAUGCGUCUCCGACCAGUCAGCCAAUAGCAGCAGCCGCAGGAGCAGUACCAACGCCCUUAAAUGAAGCUGCUUUAAGGGUGUUCACACGGGACCCAUCUCAGCUGCAGGGUGCUAUCCUGCGCACAUCUCUGAAGAAGAGCCCUCAGGGCUUUGGUUUCACCAUCAUCGGUGGAGACCGAUCAGAUGAAUUCCUUCAAGUGAAGAACGUCCUGAGAGAUGGACCUGCUGCACACGAUAACAAAAUCGCUUCGGGUGAUGUUAUAGUGGACAUAAAUGGUUCGUGUGUGCUGGGCAAGACCCAUGCAGAUGUUGUCCAGAUGUUCCAGUCCAUUCCUGUAAACCAAUAUGUGGAUAUGGUCCUGUGUCGCGGAUACCCACUGCCAGAGGACACUAAUUCCAGCGAAGAGGGCACAGGCGACGUAAUAUCUGCUGUGCCAGGAAUUGACGGACAACCCAUUCAUUCAGACGGGACCCCUUCCAUGCAGGACCUCCAUUACAUGACCACCGAUGGUAGACAUCCAGUUGCAGCAAUGCCCAACGGACGGUACCCAGAGGCGGGAGACAGCACCCUGCUGCAGCCUGAGCUGGUCAGCGUGCCUUUGGUAAAGGGGCCGAGUGGAUUCGGCUUUGCCAUCGCAGACUGUCCACUGGGCCAGAAGGUGAAGAUGAUUCUGGACGCGCAGUGGUGCCGAGGUCUGCUGAAGGGGGAUGUGAUAAAGGAAAUUAACAGGCAGAACGUUCAAACCCUCACCCACGCGCAGGUGGUGGACAUCCUCAAAGACCAGCCCAUGGGCAGCGAGGUCAACGUGCUGGUGCUCAGAGGAGGUCAGACCUCUCCCGUGAAGUCUCUGAAACCUAUCACUCCAGCUAUUCCCAGUACCCAGAAGCAGGACAUUGCCGCCAGUUCUGUCAGUACUGAAACUCCCAGUGCGGCUGAGCCUGGGCCCCAGUCCCUUCCUUUCCCUCCUCAUGCCAUCCGCUCCAGCUCCCCAAAACUGGACCCGUCUGAGCUCUACCUCAAGUCUAAAGCCCUGCUAGACAGCAAACCCAUCAACACUAAAGAACUGGACGUGUUUAUCAGGAGGAACCAGGAGACUGGAUUUGGGUUCAGAGUGCUGGGUGGAGAAGGACCGGAUCAGCCAGUGUACAUUGGCGCCAUUGUUCCUCUGGGUGCCGCAGAAAAGGACGGGCGUCUGCGGCCUGGAGAUGAGCUCAUCUGUAUUGACGGCGUUCCUGUCAAAGGCAAAUCUCACAAACAAGUUCUGGAGCUCAUGACCAACGCCGCCCGCAACGGGCAGGUGAUGUUGACCGUGCGCAGAAAGCUCACCUCUCCAGAAAGAGAGGAAGAUGAUGGGGGUCAACCACAGGUCCCACAUGCUCCAGCGCUGGUCAACGGCUCUCCCAAACCGCCCCUCAUCGAGGUGUCCGGCCACAGCCACCCUCAGCCCUACGACGUCACUCUUCAGCGCAAGGACAACGAGGGCUUCGGAUUCGUCAUCCUCACCUCUAAAAACAAGCCUCCGCCUGGAGUUAUCCCACAUAAGAUUGGUCGCAUCAUAGACGGCAGUCCCACAGACCGCUGCGGUCGGCUGAAAGUGGGCGACCGCAUCUCUGCUGUGAAUGGCCAGUCAAUUAUUGAGCUGUCUCAUAACGACAUUGUGCAGCUCAUCAAAGAAGCUGGAAAUGCUGUUACCCUCACGGUGGUGCCUGAGGAGGAACACAGCGGACCUCCGUCAGGCACUAGUUCAGCCAAGCAGAGCCCAUCUUCCCAGCACCGAGCCGUGGGACAGCAGCCUGCCAACCGAGAUGACAGGAAUGGCGUAGAAACGGAAGAGAGGAAAGACACUGUGACCCGAGCAGAAUACAAAUCUGUCGUCUCCUCAGGACCAAAGCAGGGCUGUUAUCCCGUGGAGUUAGAGAGAGGACAGAGAGGUUUUGGCUUCAGUCUGCGAGGAGGGAAGGAAUAUAACAUGGGCCUCUUCAUCCUUAGACUAGCUGAGGACGGUCCCGCACUGAAGGAUGGCAGGAUACAUGUGGGAGAUCAGAUUGUGGAGAUCAACGGUGAACCCACACAGGGCAUUACACACACACGGGCCAUUGAGCUCAUCCAGGCCGGGGGCAAUAAAGUGGUGCUGCUUUUGAGGCCCGGACUUGGCCUGGUGCCUGAUCAUAAUGUUAAAGAUACAAUGACAGGUCCAUCUGCAAACUCUCCAAGGUAUUCUGCAUCCAAUGAGCCGUCGACACCAGCCUCUUCAUCCUUCAUCUCUCACUCCCCUGAGGUCAACCCCUCUCCACCCGAGGAGCUCUUCUUCGACCCGGUGGCUGCUUCGCACAAACAACUUCACCAACAUUACAGAGACGCCAAAAAGCAAACAAGAAAGAGCGACCUAAGCAUGGGUCAUGACAACCAUGACAGUUUUACACUCCCCCAGAGACAGGAUGGGAAAGAACGCCCAAGGAGUCCAAAAAAGACUCUAAACAUGGACAACAAGAAUGAUCCUAGUGGACAAGUAGCUCGAUCCCCAAGCCCCAUGAAGACCAAGAAGGAAAACGCUGGGAUCAGACAGGAGUUGCCUCAAAAAGCCACUGAUGGAUUGAAGCCUGGAAGUAGAUACAAAGACGAGGACACUAUGCACAAGCAGGACAUGGAAACAGGAGAAAUCAGACCCGAGGUCUCAAGAGGUGGCAAGACAGCAGAACCUCAGCGGUCUGAAAGCAGUACUCUCAACCUGAAGGACCACAGAGGACGAGACAGGCCUCGAGGGGAAGAGGAUAUCGAGGGUGUCCCUCAAGAGACUCCCCAGAAUGGGAACCCUACCACCAAGAGAGGCCCUAUAACCCCAGGCCCCUGGAAGGUGCCCCGCUCUGCAAGGAUUCAACCUCCAGUGCAUGGAGUCUAAUGCGUUUGGGAGCAGCUAUUGAUGUCCUCCAACAAUACGAGCCUCAAGUUUUGUUUUGUGCCAAUCAGACUGCAGCUACAAACUUGUCCAUGUCUCUUUGUUCCUGUGGCGUUAACAUGAAGGAUGCUUUUCUUUGAAGGUUUAAAAUUGUCUAUUAAUGUGUAUUAAAAAGAUAGGUCACCAAUAAAUGAAUAGUCUGUCAGCAUUUAUCAGCCGCCUUGAUGUUAAAAAUCCGGCAUGACUACAAAACAAAAGAAGAUAUUUUGAAGGAUGUUUGCCACUAAACCAAUUUGGUUACCAUUGACUUCUAUUGUAUGGACCAUUAAAUCUUUGAACUUCCACAGAAGACAGACAGACACACACACACACAGUGCUGAAAUAACAUGAUGAUAAGUGGAUGGCGACAACAUUUACAUUUUUGAGUAAACCAUCCCUUUAAUUUUCCAUCUUUGAUUCGCCGCAUGUCCUUACAAUGACUUUUCCAGAGAUACAACGGUCCUCAAGAUCCAGUCCUGAGAAGUGACUUUGUGUAGGCUGUGCAUUAUUUUUCUUUUGGUGGUGAAUUUCUGACAUAUCCAUCUUUAAAAGACCAGAAACUUGUGGUUAAGUAUAUUGUUUACUACUUGUGUGUUGAUAAAGACGCAUAUGUAAUUUAUUGAAAUGAUUAUGAUGAUAUAAACAAAUACAUGUAUAGAGGUAUAGAGAUUUGUAUCCAUUCUGAUACGUCUUUCGGCUUCCUAACAAACACAUAUUUUUUCACAGUGCUAUAGCUUUUACAGUUAAUCUCGGUGGAGCAUUUGCAAGGUUGUACAUUUGGGAUCAAAUGUUUGCUCAUAUCAUUAAAAGGUGAAGCAGAACUAUAGGAGAAAUUCAGAUAUAUUUUUGCAUACUAUACAAUCAAACAUUAUAUUUUUUCUUAUUCUUUUUAGCACAUCGAAUGAUUCAUACUGCAUUGUUUUCCCAAUAUUGGGACUUCAUAUUCAUUCAAAGUGUCUUUAUGCGUCUUUCAGACCAUCCUAUUAAAUGUCAAGAUGCUGUCUUAUAUCCAAGGGAAAUGUAGCUCUGAAUUAUGUUAUUCAUCAGGUUCUUAAAGCCUCAAACAACUGGCACAGAUUUAGACACAAGAUAUAACAAUGUCAAAUAUCUUUUUUCCAUAACAGUAUUUUUGAAAUACCAUAAAUAUUAAGUGUCCAUAUGGGCAGAGCAGACAUCAGUCAAACAUUACAUAUGCUACAGCGCUUCUAUAAUUUGUCAUGAUGAAAAAUGUGAAUACUUUUGUAAUAAGGUUCAUGAUUGCUUCUUGAUCAUUAAACGGGUCGUGAACUGCCUAUAUUUAUUUUGUAUGGUUCUCUGAGUUCCACUUAUAAUGUUCUCAAGAUUUUUACAUCAAAAACAUAAUAAUUUAGCAGUAAUAGGCUAUUUUCUGUCCUGCUUUGACCCCCCUCAUCAGAAAACUCUGUUUGAAUUCACUGGCUUCGAUAUAAGCUGUUUUUAGAAUCAUGAAGAAGUUUUGAGUUCUGAAACUUGCAGGAUGUUUUUAUAGUACAUCAGCCUCUUAUGUCAAAAGAUCAAGUGAAUUUUGAUUUCUCAGUUCAUGACCCUUUUAAAUCUCAAAUUUUUGUAGCUUGUUUCUCAAUGCAAUGAUCCUCAAACACUUUCCUGCAGAGUUUAGCUCCAACCAUAAUAAAACAAACAUACCCGUGGUUUUCUAAUGAUCCUGAAGACACUGAUUAGCAAACUCAGGGUUGUUUGAUUUAGGGUUAGAGCUAAACUCUGCAGGAAAGUGGAUGUCGCUAGCCAGAUUUGAGGGUCACUGCUCUUGUGCAUCUCAUGUCAUGAGGUUGUAUGUAUGAUACUGUGGCCUUGCAUUGCUUUAUCUUACACAAAAAAGCCUUGUGGUCUCUACAUUGUGGUAGUUGUAAAUGUUUAUAUAAAAAAAUAAUACAAUGUACAGCACCUGUAUAAAAUUGCCUUUGUGAAGGGAAAAACAAGAGAAAAAAAAUCUAUAAAUCGCCCCAUUAUUUUUUUAAGUAAUUGAGAGUAUAAGCAUAUAUAUAGAGAGAGUGAAUGGUUAAAGAAAUGAAUCUGGUCAUGACCUUCUGUUCAUGCACUGAUGAAUAAAGAUUUACUGAAAAGUGG
Molecule: messenger RNA, 6986 nt
Organism: Carassius auratus (goldfish)
Lineage: Eukaryota; Metazoa; Chordata; Actinopteri; Cypriniformes; Cyprinidae
Product: membrane-associated guanylate kinase, WW and PDZ domain-containing protein 3-like
Exons: 22
Coding region: 825-4847 (1340 amino acids)
Biological process (GO): signal transduction
Cellular component (GO): cytoplasm; cell-cell junction
Molecular function (GO): protein binding
Source: RefSeq, a predicted model, not a curated record